Messenger RNA from Phytophthora infestans T30-4, 798 nucleotides. RefSeq names its product glycoside hydrolase, putative. The record is from RefSeq and is a predicted model, not a curated record. The coding region runs from base 1 to 798 and encodes 265 amino acids. Lineage: Eukaryota; Oomycota; Peronosporomycetes; Peronosporales; Peronosporaceae. The transcript is spliced from 2 exons.
AUGGUCUUCUCUUCCAGCCUUUGUGUCGCUGUGGCGAUGGCUACACUCGUGGUCGGUGCGGAUGCCGCCGCAUUACCGACGGGUGUGUGCUACGCCCCGUGGCACCACAGCACCGUUGAUGCCGCCGUCGUCGGUGCAGAUAUGACUGAGAUCGCGCAAUAUUUCUCGAGCGUCCGCACGUAUCAAGCGCAAUUCAGCGGUGUCAACGUCAUCGAAGCAGCAGCUGCAGCGGGUCUUAAAGUUGCUGUCGGCUUGCAGCUUACCAACGCCUCGGCCAUCAACUCUGAGAUCGACGCGGUGUGCCAAGGGUACAAGUCUAACCCGAACGCGAUUGAAGCGGUGUAUGUCGGCAAUGAAAACCUCAAGAACGGCGACUUUGGAACGUACACAGCUGAGCAAUUGGUGAUCUACAUUAACCAGCUUAAAACGUGCGUAGGGGAUACGCCUGUUGGUUCGGUACAACGCAUCAACGAGUGGCUCACGGCCGACGGCGCGGCAAAGUUAGAAGCAGCGUCGGACGUCAUCGGAGUCAACAUUUACCCGUUCUUCACUGUGAGCGACCUGACUCCAGUGAAAAAACUAGAAGCUCAAUGGAGCCAGAUGACGGCAAUGUAUGACGCAAGUAAACUCCACUUAACGGAGACGGGCUGGCCCUCCAGUGGCGAGAACUACCAAAGCAACACACCGACACUUGAGACAAUGCAACAGUUUUUGAACGACUACGUCACGUGGUCCAAGAGUGUGGGGCAGUCGUACUGGUUCAUGAUGUACGAUACGACUGUCAGUCACGAUCCCUGA